Molecule: messenger RNA, 9890 nt
Organism: Artibeus jamaicensis (Jamaican fruit-eating bat)
Lineage: Eukaryota; Metazoa; Chordata; Mammalia; Chiroptera; Phyllostomidae
Gene: NAALADL2
Product: N-acetylated alpha-linked acidic dipeptidase like 2
Exons: 15
Coding region: 348-2699 (783 amino acids)
Source: RefSeq, a predicted model, not a curated record
CCAGGUAACUCAGGAAGCAGAAUGGUAAUUAUUCACAGAAGAAAGCAGGUAGUAUUCUGUUACAAUACUACAGUAGAAAGUCAGAAGGUCAUAACUCUAUCAGGGUAACUGAAACAACUUGAAACUGUUUGGCACCCUUUAAAAAGGAAUAAUAAGAUGGGAGAGAAUGAAGCAAGUUUACCUAACACGUCCUUGCAAGAAGCUUUAACCUCCCAUGGCUAAGGCUGAGUGAGAGACCUUGGGACCAUAAGCCACUAAAGAGACAAACCUUAUCUCCCUGGCAGGGGCACCACCUCUGCUCCUUUUACUUCACCCUGCCCGGCUCCCAAUGCUUGAUCGGUUAUCCUAUGACAGGUAAAAAGAUGGCCUAUCAAAAGGUCAAUGCAGAUCAAAGAGCUCCAGGACAUUCACAGUACUUAGACAAUGAUGACCUUCAAGCCACUGCCCUUGACUUAGAGUGGGACAUGGAAAAGGAACUGGAGGAGCCUGGUUUUGACCAGUUCCAGCUAGAUGGUGCUGAGCAUCAGAACCUGGAGAAUUCAGAGACUGCAGACCUCAGUCUUGAUUCCAUUCAGCCAGCAACUUCACCCAAAGGCAGGUUCCAGCGACUUCAGGAAGAGACUGACUAUGCUCCCCGUUACACAAGAUCUGCACCAAAGAGCAACCACUGCAACUUUUGCUGCCUAUUAAAAAUACUUUGCACAGCCAUCAUUUUAUUUAUUUUUGGCAUUUUGAUAGGCUAUUAUGCACAUGAGAAUUGCCCUUCAAAUGCUACUUCUUCAGGAACACUUGAUCAUCAGUUAUAUGAAGAGAUUCUCAAGACAAUCCAAGCAGAAGAUAUUAAGAAAACUUUCAGAAACUUGGUACAACUGUACAGAAGUGAAGAUGACACAGACAUUUCAAAGACAAUUAAGACUCAGUGGACUUCUCUGGGCCUUGAAGAUGUGCAGUCAGUAAAUUACUCUGUGCUGCUUAAUCUGCCAGGCCCGUCUCCCAGCUCUGUGACUCUGAGCAGCAGUGGCCAAUGCUUUCAUCCUAAUGGCCAGCCUUGCAGUGAAGAUGCCAGAACACAGAGCAGCCAAGAUCUGCUCUACUCGUACGCAGCCUAUUCUGCCAAAGGAACUCUCGAGGCUAAAGUCAUUGACGUGAGUUAUGGAAAUAUAGAUGAUUUACAAAGGAUUAAAAAGAUGAGAAAUGUAACAAACCAGAUUGCACUCCUGAAAUUAGGAAAAUUGCCACUACUUUAUAAGCUUUCCUUGUUGGAAAAGGCUGGAUUUGGAGGUGUGCUUCUAUAUAUUGAUCCUUGUGACUUACCAAAGACUGCAGAUCUUAGCUACGACACAUUCAUGGUGUCAUUGAAUCCAGGAGGAGACCCUUCUACGCCUGGUUACCCAAGUGUCGUUGGAAGCUUCAGGCAAGACCGAGCAAACCUCACCUCUCUUCUAGUGCAGCCCAUCUCAGCGGCCCUCGUUGCAAAACUGGUCUCUUCAUCUAAACAUGGAACCAAAAACGGUGCCUGUACCCCCAUCGAACUUCCACAUACUGAAGAAAGAAUUGUCAGCAUGCACAUUCAGACAGUCACAGAAUUCAAAACAGUUACUAAUGUUGUUGGGUAUUUAAAAGGUUUGACUUCUCCAGACCGGUAUGUCAUAGUGGGCAGCCACCAUCACACAGCAUCCAGUUACAGUGGACAAGAAUGGGCCAGUAGCACCGCUGUGAUCACAGCUUUUAUCCAGGCCUUGAUGUUCAGAGUUAAGAGAGGGUGGAGACCAGACCGCAGUAUUGUUUUUUGUUCCUGGGGAGGAACCGUUUGGGGCAAUAUUGGCUCAUAUGAAUGGGGAGAGGAUUUCAAGAAAGUUCUGCAGAGAAAUGUUGUUGCUUAUGUUAGUCUCCACAGCCCCAUGAAGGGCAACUCAAGUCUACAUUCUGUGGCUUCACCAUCUCUUCAGCAGCUGGUGGCAGAGAAAAAUAAACUCAACUGUUCCAGAAGAGCUCAGUGCCUGGAAACCAAUGUCAGUUCUGUACAGAUACAAGGUGACGCGGAUUAUUUCAUCAACUACCUUGGAGUUCCCACUGUGCAGUUUGUGUAUGAGGACACCAAGGCAGUACAGGAUCCAAGUUUUCUCUCCGAGGCCCUUUUUCCUAAAGAUGCAAAGAAAAUGGAAGAAAUGGAUCCUUUUUUUAAACUUCAUGAAACCAUCACCAAGCUCUCAGGAGAAGUGAUUUUACAAAUUGCCAAUGAACCAGUUCUGCCCUUUAAUGCUCUCGAUAUAGCUUUAGAAGUUCAAAACAGCCUUAAAGGUGAUCAAACCAACACUCAUCAACUACUAGCCCUGGCCUCACACCUUCGGGAAAGUGCUGAACUCUUCCAGUCAGAUGAGAUGCGUCCUGCUAAUGACCCAAAGGAGAGAGUUCCUCUGCGUGUCCGAAUGCUGAAUGACAUUCUCCAGGACAUGGAGAAGAACUUCCUGGUUCCGCAAGUGCCACCAGGUUUUUAUAGAAACAUCCUGUAUCACCUUGAUGACAAGACAAGUCAGUUUUCGAUACUCCUGGAAGCGUGGGAGCACCGCCAGCCCCUUGCAUCCAAUGAGACCUUUCGAGAAGCUCUGUCAAAGGUGUUGCACAGCAUUAAUUCAGCUCAGGGUCACUUCAAAGCAGGACUUAACGUGUUCGACAGUGUCUUGGAUGGAAAUAACUGAGAAAAAUCUCAGCAUUUUUAAAAGGUUGCUUACAAUUUUCCAAACAAAAGCUCUAAUUUGAUCGGAUUUUCUGGCAUUGAAGUUUUUUCCCCUCAAUGACUUUUUACACAAAUCUGAAGAUGACAUUAUUACAUUGUAUUUUAAUGGACAUACAAAAAGAGCAUUUUGCACAUUUAAUAUUUUUCUUAUAUCUACAUUUCUGAAUAUGUAAAAGCAGUUAUUGAAAUAAUACUUAAGAUUUAUGUAUGAAAAAGAAAUCUACUGUAUUUUUAUAUAUAUAAAAUAUUGGGGGGAAAUGUUCCGAGAAGUUUUGGACAAUCUUCACUCCUAUGGAUAAAGCCCAUAGGAACAGAAGUUGUGUCUUAUAUUAGAGCCUUUAAUGUCCUACUUUCUGUAAUAGAAAAGGAGGGUUGAUAUGGUUUCAGCAUAACUUCAUUAUUAAGUAUUCAAUAUGAAGAACUCACGUAUUUUGACUGAGUGAUUGGUUGACCAAAACCACUUUGAAUGUUUUUAUUUUAUGAAAUGAAGUGCCUGUUCGUACACAACUAGAUGUAGUAAUACACUGGUUAUGAAAUUGUAUUUUUUAAAGUAUUAAUGAAAAGAGAGCCAUAAACAUUCCAGGGAAAGAUCUUCAGGUAGCUGCACAGAGCAAUUUAAAUGCAAAUUUUCCCUAACAACUUAAAAGGUGACAAGCUUUGAAAUCUCUAAUUUGCCUCAGUUGAUUUUGUAAAAAAUUCAGAAGUGAUAUAUGCCUUAUGAGGGAUAAAUUUUUUAUUUCUCUGUGUGUUGUUUCUGUUAGAAGCUCUAAAACAGACUCCUCUAAAAUGAAAGCAUCUUGCAUUCUUUGAAAACCCAAAUAUCUUAAAAAGCAUUAAAUUGCUAUUUUGCCACCAACAAAAAGGACGUACUAUGAUAGAAAAAGUUGUUUUGAUCAAUGAAAAAAGUUCCUUAAUUCUAUGAGGAAACUUUUGAUAUGUUUUUCUUCCUUACCCAUAGUUCUGACAAAGAUGAAAAUAGAGAUAAUAUUCAUGAUCCUAAUUUUAUGUAGAAAAAAAACAGUGUUACUGUAUGAAUCAGUCUUUCCCACACUCCAAUUCUUUCCUCAUGUGAAAAAUGAAACUUUUCAUACUGACAUUGUCAUUGACUGGCCCUGACAUCCAUUAUUCCCCGAAACCCCAGACUUCUGUAGGUGACAGUUUAAACUUUUAGCUUGCCGUUAGAAAAUGAUUUGAAUUUUUUUCUUCUGAUAUUGGAUAAAGCAAAUCCCCUGAGGAGACAUCUUCAGAAUAUUUCAUGUGAUUUUCUUUCUCUACUCAACAAACACACUUUCCCAUUAUACACGGCUGCAAUAUACAUUGCAGACAGCGCCUGUGUGUCUUAAGUCUUUGCUUUUUAUGGAUGAGCAUAAACCUAAUCUUAGUUUAAAAGAAACCUAAGUUGAGGGGAAAGAAUUAAUCAGUAUUGAUUAAUUGAUUUAUAAAGCUCAGCUGUUCCUACCCUAAGUAAUGUUUUUGUGCUCAAGGCAAAGAAGAAAACAGAGGCAAUUAGCUGGAUAAUUCGAGCAGUAAUCCAUUCAUUUGAUUGCUUGUGUGCGUAUAUUUUUACAUGAGAAAUUAAACUACCUUUUUUAAAAAAAAGCAAUAUACUUGUUUGUUUGAAAGUAUUUGCUGUGUCGAGGAGUUUCUACAGGAAAGGGCUAAAAGGGCAGGCAGCUGCACACCUCGACGUCCUCCCCCUCUUGCUGUCCGGAAACCAACAGCAGAAAAGAGGUGAGAAUAGGUGGAGGGACAGGGGUGGGGCCCAGUAAGGGGAUGCUGUGUUUACCAAAGGAUCUUCAAUACUCAGUCAAGCUUUAAGGUGUGCACCGCAGUUCUUCAUUUGAAGUUGAAUUUAAAGCAAAGAUAAAUAAUGAUCAGUUUGAUAGUUGAUCAUUUUAGAACAAAAUCCUAAGCAAAUUCACACCUUUAGGCUGUAAGAGCAUUGAAAGCACAAAAUAUUUUUGUUUGUGCAUUUUGUUUAAUGAUUCUGUACACAGGUAAACCACAUUGCACAGAUAAAAAUCCAAAUAUUAUGUAUUCUGCACUUCUGAAUUAUAUGCUAUUUGAUAUAUUAGAACUGAAGUUCACUCUGGAAUAACAUGUUUCCUCAGUCUAUUUGAGAGAUUAUGUGAAGAAAUGGAAUUAUAAUUAGAACAGAUGUCCACCAGUUUUACAGGGGCUGCUCUGUAUCUUUUGACUGCAACAAAAUUCUUUAACUGAGAGCUAUACUGCCGAGGUCUGAUUACUUCAGGUUCCUCCAAAUUUCUGUAAUUUUAAUUAUUUUCCCAUCGAUCCAGGUACAUAAAAUCCUUUGCAAGUUAACAAGUGUUUUUGGUGAAUUGGUAGUAGGUUUUAAUUCUUGAUGAGAUAUCUAGGUGCCUGUUAAUUCUCACAAUCCUUCAUGCAUAGACUUGUGUCAAGAUACAAUAAGCCAUAAAUGCCAAGAGAAUGUGACAAGCGUGCACCACUGGAACUUGGGUUCAAGAAGGGUACAUUUGGGAUGCUACCCUUUGUGGAAGAGCAUAUAUUCUGGAGUUAAAAGGAAGCCUAAGAAACAUUCAGAUCUAAGCCCUAAGGUGUUACCUUCAGCCAGGAAAAGCAUCAUCACCCCAUCAGGUGCAGUAACUGUAGCCAAAGUAAUUAAGAAACUUGGAUAUAGUCACAUAUUUAGCUCAUAGCAAAAAGCCCUACUGGAAUUUAAGCCUCUCUGCUUUGUCAUGCAGUAAAUCCAGCUCUCUCUGAGAUGCUAAGGUUAUAAACACUCUUUUCCAGCAAUCCUAUAACAUGAGCCAUUCUAUCAAACACUUUGUGAACUGGAAUCACUGCUUUAAUUAAGGUCUAGCUCAUCCAUUGUUUAUACCUGACAAACAAAACUUUCCCAGGGAAUCCACAUAAAGGACUGGGUACUCAGGAGGAAGUAAGUGGAGAGGGUUUCUACACGACGCCAGAAGUAUGAAGGAGGGUAUUGAGUUAAAUGCUUUUAUGAAAGCAUAUUUUAGAUCUAUAUUAAAUCAACAACCUAGCCCUAGCUGAUGUGGCUCAGUGGAUUGAGCACCGGACUAUGAACCAAAGGGUUGCCAGUUCCAUUCCCAGUCAGGACACAUGCCUGGGUUGUGGGCCAGGUCUCCAGUAGGGGGUGCUCAAGUUGCAACCACACAUUGAUGUUUCCCUCUUUCCCUUCCUUCCCCUCUUUAAAAAUAAAUAAAUAGAAUCUUUAAGAAAAUAAAUCAAUCAGUAAUCUGAAUUAGUGUUUCUCGAAAUGUGGAUUUUGGAAUGUGAGAACUAGUAAUUUUCAUCUUCAGAAGGAUUUCCCAGGUGACCAAUUAUGAACUCUGACGUUUAAAAUUUUUCAAUCUGCAUUACUUGCCAACAUAUCUUUUUAAAAAAAGUCACACUAACAAGAGGUACCUGAAGCCUUGCUAUUAAAUGAAAGAAAAUAAAACUCACCAUUGUAUCUCUCAAGAAAGGAUGCAGAUAGCUAACAGCUGUGCCUGCUACAUAUCAGGCAAUGUUUGCAUGUUUUUGUUAAUUGAAUUCCCACAACAAGCUUUUUUUUUAAUGUGGAAACUUAGUUGAGUGGCCAAAAGUUCUACAACUAAUUAAAGCAUCUGAGAUAUGUUCCUCUGAUAGCAAGUCCUCCGGUAUCAAGUCCUGUGUUCAUCACACUGAGUGCUAUGGAAAACAAUGGAGAGAUUAUUCAGUUAUAGAAAGUAAUAAACUUGAGAAUUUAAUGUAUUUCUGCAUAAUUAAUGAGACUGUUGUUUGUUUGACACUGCACUGGUUUAAUGAAGAAGUUUGAAGAAACAAAUUGCAUCAUUCCUUAUGAUGGUGGCCCACCCACCCCAACAAUGGUGUACAUAUGUAGAUAAGUUAGGUGAUAUCUAUAAGAGCAUUAAAAAUCAAUGUACCAUUGUAGAAUAUCACUACUCCCAGAUGUAAAAUAGUAAAAAAAGAACACAACCCACAUGUCUGAAUUUCCUCCUGAAAAUGCCUAUGUAAUUUCACUGGGAAUAAUAAAAUGAGCAGAUGCUUAGAUUUACAACCACAGUUUUAUAACAUCCUUGAAAACUUAGAAUAACUAAUUGACAUCUUAAGCUAAAUAAAUAUGGAACAUACCGUACAUUCCCCCAUUGGAAAGAUAAAUAUUAUAAAAAGAAAAUAAACUAUGAUUUAUUACCAUCUGCCUAAUAAUGAAUCAGCAUCUUUGCCUCAAAUGAAAAGCUAUUAUUACACAAUAAAUUGAUAGAUUUAGCUAAAAUAUUCUCAGAGACACGGUGUGGUAUGGGUAAUUAAUUAACACACAAAGUAAGCUUUCUCUGAGGAUAGCACAUUGUCAUAUUUUUGGUUUAAUGGGCUAUUUAGCUGUGUUUGGUCACACAUUCUCUUAAUAGAGAGGAAUUAUUUUUGAUUGCUAAUCCAUGUGUUGAGAGGAAGCGAAAUGGGUCUACAUAUUCCAAUAAAUGUAUCGACAACUUAAUAGCUCCAUGGUCAGAGCACGGAGGAAGCCCGGUGGGAAAAACCAAAGAAUGUGGUGUUUGAGAAAAUGGUUUCUGUCCAGCUGUAGUAGUGAAUCUUUAUUUCUUCCAUAUGUUUAAAUAGCUAGCUUUUAAAAAUCCCCAUUAGGAUCUGCUAUUCUGAUAAACCUUAAAAAACUUCAGAGUUCUAAGCACUCUAUUAAGUGCAAAUAUUUUUAGUUAAGUGGUUUGUUUAUGCAAUUCAAAUUUUGAAGUGAUAAGAAUUUAAAAGGAGAGUUGCAAAAAACCUGUUUUUGAAUUCAACUGACUUUGGUCACCAUAUCCACUUAACUUUCUGUUUUCUCUUCUAGUUAUACUUUAGCAGUGAGAUUAGGAUUUUUCUUUUUUACCUCAAAAAAGUAAUUUUAAGACCUAUUUGACUCAAUAUGCAUUUUUCUGUAAAUCAGACAGAAUCUCAUUUCCAUGAUAUGUUUUCAUGAUUCUUUGAGGGUGUGUACUGGAGAGCCUUUAACAUCCCUAGGACUGCCAGGAGUCUUGAGGCCUUGCUCAUUGUGAGAUGACAUAUUUCUUAAAGACAUUUAUAAUCUGAUAUUCCGAUUGUAUCAAAUUUACAAAGCUAGGGAUUAAAUUGAAGCACUUUCAGGUAGCAUUCAAGAAAGAGAAGCUGCUUCACAUUGGAACAUUUCUGCUUAGCUUAUUUUCUCUUUGAAGUAUAUAGUUAUAUAGCUUUCUGUAACCAAAAUGGUAAUUUUGAUAUUUUCAGCCAAAAUACAAUGAUUAAAACCAAAGAAAUGUAUGGAUACUCUAAUUUCUUAAGAGGAUUCUGUCAAGAAUUAACUCAGGAGCAGUCAGUUCAGUGCCCACCUCUAGACAAAGCUUGGCUGAGUGGGGACAGAGCCUGACAGUGUUCCGUCUAAUUCAUGUGACACCUUGAGCCAAUAAGCACUGAAGUAGCUUUUCUCAGAGGGAGACAGAUUCUAUUUUCCAGGGGCUAAUUAUUAUGCACCACCUCAGUCCCCAGAGGACUACACAAGUGCCUGCACUCUACCAUAUGUCAUGUGCUAUAAUCCAACAAGCUCAAGAGAUUAAUAUACAGUCAUUACUAUGAAUUAUUACGUUGCAUUGAAGUUAAUGUAGGUCUUUUGUUCUAAUUAAAGUGUAAACUUGACAUCUGAAAGAAGUCUUUUAACUAGGGAAGUGCUGUUAAUGUCUCUAUUUUAAUGAACUACAUAUAUUUUUCAAUCACAAUGUGUAAUUUUUUAAUUAUCUAGACUGCUCACUAAGUAAAACUCUCCAACUUCUUCAAAAAUUUUUUACUGAGUAUGUUGCAAUGCUGAAGAACCCUGCUUGGAGUGUGUUUUACCUUUUUUAAUUCUUAGCCAUUGUUGAAUCAUGUUUUUAGUAUAUGUAGUAGUGUUUUAUUAAUAUUAAUAAUUAAUAAUUAUUUGUUUUCCUUUAUAUCAAGCUGCUGCACAUAGACUGCCUUAUUUUGAAAGUCAGAAAAAUGCAAUUUCUCUAUAAAGACAAUUUUAUCACGUCUGUUUAACAAGAAACAAACAAAACAUUUUACUACACCACUGGAAAUUGUCUGCAGGAAACAAAAUGUCCAGAUGGUUAAGGGUAGCUCACAUAAUUAUAUUCCAAAGAUGUUAUAAAUAAUUCCUUUUAGAAGCUGAGAUAGGACUAUUAGUCACUAUUAGGUGACUAAGUAUUUACAUUUUACGCAGAAACUUUUAAUGGCAAAUAUAUCCCCUGCAUUUUAACUUGCUACUUGAAAAAUAUGAAUUGAAUUGUAUUCUGAAAAAGUUUUCUAGAACAUUUUGAAAGGCUAAUUUGUUUUAUAGACAUGUAAAAUUAUCAUUUUGAAAAUAGUUUCAUAUAUGUGAUUGUGAUGUUAAUAUGUACUAUGCAUUUUUCAAGUCAUAUCAGUGUAACAAUAUUUAGUUACAUAAAAUUAUAUAAUACAUAAAAUGUCUCAGUUGCAUAACAAUAAAAAAGAGCUAUAAAAUAAUGCAAAUGUUAGAAGAUUUAUAAAUUAACUUGGCAUAAAAUUUGGAGGGCAAUAUCUCCAAUUAAAUUUUCUCUGAUUAAGAGCAAAUAUAUCUGAAAAGUAUCUUUGUGACUAAAUUGCCCUCAACUGUUACAGUGUGAAAUAUUGUUCAAAAUAAUUUGAUUAUUAUCUGUGACUCAGAAAUCCUUUCAUAGAUAAUUUGAUAUUAUCCAUGACUUAGCAAAUUUCAUUGUAAAGAAAUUUUAAUGGUCAUUGUCUUUGUUGUGGUUGAUUUUUAAUGACAUUGAUUUAGAGGCAUGUGUCUAUGUUUUGCAAUUACUGUAUCAAGUUGAAUGUCUAAUCUCUAUAAUGUGUGGGUGUCCAUCAGGAAUUUGGUGUUUUCUAUAUUUAGCCUAAGUGUGAUCUCACCGAUUUGAUAAUGUUUUAUCAAUACAUAUUACUCAAAUGACUCAGUAUGAACUUACUUGGGAAAGUAUGUUGUGAUUUGGAGUGACCCAAAUGGGAUUGAAAUAAUAAAUUGAGAAUCCAAGUGAACAUUUUAUAUUUCACUUACUUAAAUAUCUGCACAUAAUUUAAAACAUAGUAUUAUGGAAUGAAGGCAUCUCUUAAGGAAUAUGUUCUAAUUCAUAAAUGCAAUGAGUAUGUACAAUAAAAUGGUAAUAUUUAA